UCUGAAAACAGUCCAGAUUUACAAGGAGAGAGGUGUUAGUACAAUCUGAAUAAACCACUUAUUCUAACGGUACGUUUAUGUGCUUGAAUCUUAAGGACACGGACGUAGGUGAACAUCAAGUAACGCUCUGGGAUUGACAUUCGGUAUGAAUUGAUGAAAGCUGCAGCAUUGCUGAGAUUUUUCUUGUGUGUUUGUACUCCGAAACGUCUGUUUGAAGUUGUAAAACAAAUAUCUAACGACGAAAUACGUUGCUUAUAUAGUUUGCUUGAACAUGCAGGUGAUAUUGAAACACAACACUGUUAAAAUUGAACUCUAUUUGGUUUGCGGUCUUUGAACAUGGGUAUUAUACGUUUCAUAGCUGGAGGCAUUCUAGGCUGACGUCAAUUUUGCGGCAGCGUCAGAGUUAUCUGCCGGAGAAUAGGUAUCAUUAAGAAUAGUUUCAAUCGUAAAUGCCUUUCUUUUGAUUAGAAUGGAGAACUAAGCUAAUUUAUCUCUCAAUGGGUAAGCAAUUUAUGCACCUCAGGUCGCAGCAACUCUGCAGAAACGAUUAACAUUUUAAACCCCACACUUAAGCCGCCUAGACACGUUGACGUCACUCAAUGACGUCAAUGAAGCUUGUUUUAAUAUAACUUCAACGAUCGAGCAAAAUGUUUAAAUAUUUAUUGCGCAUAUUUAUUGCAUAUUGUUAGUGAGGUUUGUACAGGCUGUUUGAUGCCGUGACCACUUGCGUUUAGUUUCAAUUUGUGGCAAGUAGGCGGCCUGUUACGGAACACGAUCUAGUAAAUGACAGUGUUACGCCGUCGGUCUUGUACGUCAAAACGAAAAAACUUCACCGUGUUUGAAUCAAAAGCGAAAAUAUCGGGAAUAAGGAAUCAGUCCUCGAGAUAUUGACAACCGUACAUCUUCUGAAGUGCUCUAAGCAGCCACAUGCGAAUUUGUCAGGUAACAGACAAAUAUGUCAAGAUGUCAAAUGCAUGAGGUUCCUUAAACGAACUGCCUGAUUGAGCCUGAUGCGUGCAUACCACGCUGCAUGCGGAGUAAUGACGACGGACUGGAGACAGAAAAUUGCAUGACAUUACUGUUGUCAUAGGGAAACUCAUGCCUGUUUUCAAUAGCAUUAUUGUGGAGGGCCAUUGCGAAAGGAAUGUUUACUUAUAAGUGCAAAUGGCGGAUGUAGAAUCUUCCCUUUCUUCCUAAACGUAGCUCAGUUAGGAACACUUCUGUUAUGUUAUAUUUUCAAUCUGUGGUACACACGUCAAUAUAAAAACACUCGACGUUCGCUACUGCAUAAAACAUGAUUGAUAUGUAGCGUCUUGACGUCAAGCUUAUGCAACCGCGUAAUAACGAGGGAUUGGGAAUAAGGUUGAUCCGUACCACUGUUUCGAAGGCCAUUCGAUUUUGUAUUUUAAUUCAAAACGUCUUUUGUGUUUGCUCUUAUUUUGUUUGUUUCAGAUUGUUAUAAGGAAGAGAGUACUACGGACAAUUUGCUUUGAUUCAUUUUCGUCCAAUCAGCUAUUAAAGGAUUUAAUGGUGAUUACUUAUUCAUCAGCUUUAUGAUCAGGUCUUGUUAUUUUGUGCCAUUUCGAACGAUAAUGACAAGCCUUGAAUAUUUGAGACCGUUUGUUGCUCACAUUAAUUAUUAGGUGAUGAUGCCUGGAAAUCACAUUUAACUUUAAACUGGGUAACGGCAAAGCUUGGUUGGCCAUGUCGAGUACAAAGAAUGACAGUGAGAAUGAAUAUUCUGCAGAGGAAGUAGAGAAAUGGCUGGAUGAUCAUCCUGAAUUUGUGCAUUCGUACUUCUCACGUAAAGCUAGUAGAAGUUUGUUUUCUCGUACGAGACCUAGGACACAAUCUAGGGAUGCUAGUACUCCGCCAACAUCAGGAACAUCUACUCCAGUACGGAAGAUUUCUGCCUCUGAUUUAGAUACGAGCAUGAGAGGCGUGCUAAAACCAAUUCUUAAUGUUGUGGAUGGCCAAACUAGCUUCCUUAGUCCAGAUCGUGAAUAUUAUACGAAGUUAAAGAGGGCAUCGUAUAGAAAAUCUAGAGAGGAACUAAGUCGUUUAGAUGAGACCGAAUUGAUGAUGGAAUUAGUAAAAGACAUUGCAGAGGAUUUAGAAUUACGAAGUCUGUGUCAUAAAAUAUUACAGAAUGUUAGCAUUUUAGUGAAUGGCGAUCGUUGUUCAAUGUUCCUAGUCCAAGGCUCGGUGGAUGGUCCUAGAUGCCUUGUGUCGACGGUAUUUGAUGUAAAUGCCGAGUCUAAAGUUGAAGACUUAGAUGAUUUAGAAGAAAUACGAGUGCCAAUAGGCACAGGUGUUGUAGGGUACGUGGCUGAGAAAGGAGAAACAGUAAACAUUGCUAAUGCAUAUGAGGAUGAAAGAUUCAAUCAGGAAAUUGAUAAGAAAACUGGUUAUAAAACAAGAAGCAUCUUAUGUAUGCCAGUAAGGAAUAGUUUUGGAGAGGUUAUCGCAGUAUCACAAGUUAUAAAUAAACAUGGGAUUGGAAAAAUUAACCAUACCUUCACUGCGGAAGACGAAAAGAUUUUCAGCCGCUUUCUCACGUUUUGUGGUAUUGCUAUUCACAAUGCAGAACUCUAUGAAACCUCGCAAAAAGAAAUAAAACGAAAUCAGGUUUUACUGGAUCUUGCAAAAACGAUCUUUGAAGAGCAAUGUUCGCUAGAAAAUAUAGUUCACAAGAUCAUGAUGAUUACACAGUCGUUGCUGCAGUGUGAACGUUGCUCCGUUCUUUUAGUGGAUCAGAAUUCCAAGAAUUUAUUUUCCCGAGCUUUUGACCUGGAAGCGAAGGACGUUAUGUUUAAUGAAGACAACAGUACGGCUGUAAGGACGAGAAAAAGUAGGGCUGAAGUACGGUUUCCAGUCAACAUUGGUAUCACUGGCCACGUGGCAACUACAGGACAGACCUUGAACAUUCCGGAUGCGUAUGCAGACCCACGCUUUGAUCCAAUCGUUGACGAAACCUCAGGAUUUAAAACGAAGACCAUACUUUGUAUGCCUAUUCAUAACAGCAGUGGGGAGAUAUUGGGAGUUGUUCAGCUAUUAAAUAAAGUCGACAACACGCCGUUUAACGCCAAUGAUGAAAACCUGUUUGAGGCGUUUGCUAUAUUUUGUGGAAUGGCGAUACAUAACACUUCUAUUUAUGAAGACGUCCAGAAGGCAAUGGCGAAGCAAAGAGUUGCCUUUGAGAUAUUGUCUUACCAUGCAACAGCGUCGCCAGAAGAAGUGACGAAACUAAAGAAAAUGGAAGAUUCUCCAGCAAUCUCAAGAAGUUUGUUAGAUUUUGGUUUUGACGACGAUACCCUCGAUGAAAUGAACACGUGUUACGCAACCCUAAAUAUGUUUUAUGAACUCGGCCUACAUUUACGUUUUGGUAUCGAAAAAGAUGUACUUUGUCGUUGGAUAAUGUCCGUAAAGAAAAACUAUCGUCACGUUACAUACCAUAACUGGCGUCAUGCUUUUAAUGUAGGACAAACGAUGUUUGCUAUCAUAAAGAGCAGCACUGUUUGUAAUUAUCUUUCCGAAAUUGAAAGAUUGGCGCUGUUAGUCGCUUGUCUUUGCCACGAUUUGGACCAUCGUGGAACUAAUAAUUCAUUUCAAGUCAAAAUUGAUUCACCUUUAGCCCGUCUCUACAGUACAUCAACAAUGGAACAUCAUCAUUUUGAUCAUUGCAUCAUGAUAUUGCAUAGCCAGGGCAAUGAGAUUUUUGGCGGAUUAACUACGGAUGAAUACGAAGCCGCGUUUAGGAUGCUAGAACUUUGUAUAUUAGCCACAGACUUAGCUUUAUAUUUUAAAAAUAGGAAUAAAUUUUUUGAAUUGACACAAAACAGUACGACGGAUUGGCAUGACAUGGAUAAUAAACAGUUACUAAGUGCGAUGAUGAUGACCGCCUGUGAUGUGUCAGCCAUCACUAAGCCAUGGGCAGUCCAAAGAAGGGUUGCGAAAUUAGUCUCCGAGGAAUUUUUCUUACAAGGGGACUUAGAAAUGGAAGAGCUUAAAGAACAACCAGCGGCUAUGAUGGAUAGAGGGAAAAAAGAUAAAUUACCAGAAAUGCAAAUUGGAUUCAUAGAUGGAAUUUGUUUGCCAGUUUAUAAGGCAUUCGCAUUGUUGUGUCCAAGCUUGCAACCAAUGCUUGACGGAGUUCUUGAUAAUAGAAGACAUUGGCAAGAGUUAGCCGACACUCAAAAGAGGAAAAUGCAAGAAAAUCAUCGACCGUAAUAGUGUCAGAUAUAAUUCACGGAAGUUCGCUGCGGAUAACAAGAAAUCUUGCUUUCUUUGCAACUGUAUAAAGCUUGUAAGAAUAAUUAUGUUUGGACAUGUCCAACCAUGUCCACAGUGCAAUCUUCCCCAGACCGAUUGGUGCAAACUGGUAUUGUUUUUAACAACAGAAAUCCGUAAAUUAUUGCUGAUAAGUGACUCGUAAAGCUCUGGCAGAUCAUCCAGGUGAAUUUCUGGAGCGUACUAUGCACGCAUGGUCUGGAGUCGAGCGGAAAGUUUUACACGUUGUGAAACAAGUGACGGUAUAAAGAAGUAAGAAAGGUUUUAUGCAUGCCUAAUGGUAUAUUGCUCUGCCACUACAGGCAGUUAACCAUCUUCGGUUUGAAGGAAGUCAUCUUAUGUAAUCGUUGCCCAUAUAUUGAGAAACUCAAGACCAGGAGGAGUUAAUACGUAGUGUUGUAAAUUUUGUAAAUACAAAUUUGAGGAUGCAUAGAACAAUGCUCUUGGUUAGCCAUGUAUAGUAUAAUGUAGUUAUAUAAAAAGAAAUAUAUAUACAUAUAUAUUGUGCUUUCUGAAAGUUAGAAUAGGUGCACCUGUCUUCAAAAAUAAUAUAAUCACUUCUUUUUACGAUAAUUUUGCGAUUUUUUCAAGAAAAGGACGCGUACAG
Dendronephthya gigantea is the source of this 4897-nucleotide messenger RNA. RefSeq names its product dual 3',5'-cyclic-AMP and -GMP phosphodiesterase 11-like. Gene Ontology annotation, molecular function: protein binding; 3',5'-cyclic-nucleotide phosphodiesterase activity. Lineage: Eukaryota; Metazoa; Cnidaria; Anthozoa; Malacalcyonacea; Nephtheidae. Gene Ontology annotation, biological process: signal transduction. The coding region runs from base 1705 to 4230 and encodes 841 amino acids. The transcript is spliced from 22 exons. The record is from RefSeq and is a predicted model, not a curated record.